AGAGCCUUCAUACCAACAAUCCGCACAGAAGCACUUCCUCGUCGUCCCUUGGAUCGCCAGGCUGGAACUAAGCGUCUGGUGCAGCGGUUCUGUGAAGCAGGGCUCCUGCAUGUGCGUGAGACAGUGAGGUCAUAUAACAAACCAGAAUGGAUACAUACCUGAUAGAGAUCGGGAAAUCACAAACGUUUGUUUUCGCAGUAGGGAUAUUUGCUGGCUACACUCUGAAACAACUCUUCAAGAGCUUGCUUUCCAACUCCGAUGGGUCGAAUCCGAACGGCUCUUGCGAGAGCUCUGUUUCGACCUUGAGAUGGUUGUAUUCAAGGAUAGGCGUAGAUUUUUUAAGAUUCCUUCCCUCCAAUUAUUUCCGAAAACCGAUCUCGGACAGUGAUUCGAGACAAUACAUCCUCACGCAAGCGUUCAAUGCUGCAAGUGCUAUUUGCCCAGGCGCAAGAGCCCUUGGAAUGGUUGUAUGCAAAGGAUCGGAGUUGAAGAUUGUUCAUGUCAAUCAUAGAUUACGAAAAAUGCUUGGAUGGGGUAGCGAGGAUAUUGACUCUCUUCCGCAAACUGUUCAUGAGCUCCUGCCUCCGGCAAUGCGGAGAAUACACAAAGAAUGGGUAUGGCAUGCUCUUAAUCAAGGGUCUCUUCCCGGAUCUCUUUUGCAUCCUCUCAGAAACGUUGGCCUUCAACGAUUGGAUGGGACAAUAUUUCAAGCGAAUGUAAUUAUUCGAACACUAGGACAGGAUCUUCAUGUCGGCUCGGAUGAUUGCAUUUUUUAUGCGAUGAUUGCUCCUUUUGAAACGAGAGAGCAAGAAGGGGGUAGUCCCAGAGAGAGCGAAAUGUCUGUUGGUCUGUGGCACUCAGCCGCUGAGGUUCUUUAUGGCUCAAGUGCUGGCAAGAUCGUUGCCUCUGGACUGCUUCCAGCUCCCGAAGAGUACAGCGUUGCUACGGUGUUAUUUCUGGACAUUGUUGGAUUCACAAAGAAAUGCACACAGCUGUCUCCCAAUGAGAUCACAAUUUGGAUGACACAAGUGCACUGCAAGAUAGAAAACUUAAUCGUGAAACAUCAUCUCAGGAAGAUAGAGACGCGGGGAGACUGUUACAUCUGCGCCUCGGGCACCAACUCAGUCGAAGGCGAUAUCACUGAAGAUCAAAUGACUAGGAUGACUGCAUUUGCUGUCGACGUCGCCAAUGAGAUGUUGACGAACGGAAGGACUAUCAUUCGUGUGGGAAUCGCAACAGGCCCAAUCACCAUCGCCUACAUUGACAGCAAUCAAUUUGCUCCCACCAUGUGUGCGUUCGGAGAUACGAUGAACACUGCAGCGCGCAUGGAACAGAGUGGCUCUCCAGGGUACUUGCACCUCUCAGAGGACGCGGCAUUGAGAUAUUGCGAAGAACUCCGCAUGACGUCAGUUCCAUUGAAAGCAGGUGAUAGCGGCAAAGACUUCGGGCACAACCCUUCCGAGAGCAUCAUGACUCCCCCAUGGCAUAUCAUCGACGUGAAGGGGAAGGGUCAGGUCAGAACUGCUUGGAUCGAUUGCGCUACUAGACAAUUCGCCGAGCUCACAGAGAACAAUCCUUCCCAUACUCGCUCGCAGGGGCCAUAGUUACCGUACCGUUGAAUGAUCGUCGCCGAUCAUGGAAUUAUGAAUGUAUUUGUAUGCCGCUGAUUAAUGUUAGAGUACUUAAAAUCCGAGUGAACUUCCGUGAUCUGG
Guillardia theta CCMP2712 is the source of this 1712-nucleotide messenger RNA. RefSeq lists its product as hypothetical. Gene Ontology annotation, biological process: intracellular signal transduction; receptor guanylyl cyclase signaling pathway; cGMP biosynthetic process. The transcript has 11 exons. Gene Ontology annotation, molecular function: guanylate cyclase activity; peptide receptor activity. Bases 147 to 1604 code for a protein of 485 amino acids. The record is from RefSeq and is a predicted model, not a curated record. NCBI's taxonomy places the organism in Eukaryota, Cryptophyceae, Pyrenomonadales, Geminigeraceae.